GGCAAGGCUUGGUAGGGACGACCAUACAUAGCAUAGCCCUGAGAAGCGAAGAGUCAGUGCAAUUCAUUAUCAGUUCUGUAUCAAACUAUAUAAAACUCUGCUAAGCCUUUUAUUUUGUGUGUUACACUCCAAUUUUUUAUUAUGUGUGGAGAAUGACGACAUUUUGGUGCACGUGCACGGGUAAGGCAUACGACAAGUGGGACUCCACCGUUAUUUCAUCAUUAUAAUAACAAUCUCAAGCACUGCUCUAGCAUUUUAUUUUCGGGGUUCCAGAGAGAAGUGACAAGAAUAUAGACCCCUCCUCUGAAGGGCGGAGCGUGCAUUUUUAUUCCGAUUUAGUAUUUUUUUGCUCUGACACGUCUGCACUGAGUGAGUGGCAUUGGCACACUGUCAAUCGCUCACUACCGCUGCCAUCAAACAACAUAAAGCACACAGGCAGAGGCUCGGGCUCAUAAAUUUCAGCAGGCAGAUAUUUUUGCGCAUCGCUUUAAAGCGUGUAGCCUAAUUAAUUUCUCGCUGUUAUUUUUUCUAUAAUUUUUCCACUAACGCUAUUAACUUUUUCUACAUUUCAUAUUUUUAUUUUUGCAUUUGGCUACCAAUGCCGCUAAUGAUUUAUUUAAUUUGCAGUUAUCUUGGAAAUAAUUGCUAUACAUUUACAGGUAGAAGGUACUCAUUUACUACCUAAGUGUUGUAUUUUGUUUUUAAUUGUUGUUGUUUUUUCAUUCACUUGCUCAUUGCUUUAUUUCACUUUGGAUAUUUUUCGCGCUCACAAUAAUGUGGAUUUGAACAUUUACAAGAGGAAUUGCAAGAGGAAACAUAAUCAAAAGAAGACCGCUAAUAAAUGAGAGAUCAGCAAGGAUCAGCAAUACCCAACACGUCAAAUCUAAAGAGAAAGACGAAUUGACAAGAGGAUACGAGGGACAGCGGCUGUCAUUUUGACAAAGAAGUUUUGAAGAAUUAUAGCUUAUGCAUUUUCGGACACAAACAUUCAUAACUACACACACUUCGGACCGUAAAUAAACAAGAUAAUAAGAAAGUGAUUACAUGGACACGCGAUAUUGAUACCAUCACUGGUACUCACCUAUUUAUUUUUUCUUAUCCGCGUAAGCGCAAUAUCACCAAUAUUCAGCUCCUUAACGCAACACAUGUACUAGUAGUUUUUGUAUGUGAGUUUUUCAAGCUAAAUUUCCGUUUGUGUGGCUUAGUGCAUUGAUUCUGUUGCGGCUGACUAUGGACGAACAAGCCCGGAUCAUGCAGGCUCUCGGCGGUGUCAGCUUGGCUGGCCACUCCGUACAAGGAGGCAUGGGACUGCAGCCUCCACAUGGACACGAUGGGACAGAUGAUGGGCGAAAACAAGAUAUCGGUGACAUUCUGCAUCAAAUAAUGACCAUUACUGACCAAAGUCUGGACGAGGCGCAAGCAAAAAACAGGAAACAUGGACUGAACUGCCACAGAAUGAAACCUGCACUCUUCAGCGUCCUCUGCGAGAUCAAAGAGAAAACUGGCCUCAGCAUCCGUGGUUCCCAGGAGGAGGACCCUCCUGACCCCCAGCUCAUGCGCCUGGACAACAUGCUGCUGGCGGAGGGCGUGUCAGGACCAGAGAAAGGGGGUGGAUCAGCCGCUGCAGCCGCUGCAGCUGCAGCCUCGGGCGGGGCCUCAGACAACUCCAUCGAACACUCAGACUACAGAUCCAAACUCACCCAGAUCAGACAGAUCUACCACACAGAGCUGGAGAAAUACGAACAGGCGUGUAACGAGUUCACCACCCAUGUGAUGAACCUGCUGAGGGAGCAGUCCCGCACGCGACCCAUCUCUCCCAAAGAGAUCGAGCGCAUGGUGGGGAUCAUCCACCGCAAGUUCAGCUCCAUUCAGAUGCAGCUCAAACAGAGCACCUGUGAGGCCGUCAUGAUCCUGCGCUCCAGAUUCCUUGAUGCCAGGCGGAAAAGAAGAAACUUCAGCAAGCAGGCGACGGAAAUCUUAAACGAGUAUUUCUACUCGCACCUCAGCAACCCAUAUCCCAGUGAAGAAGCCAAAGAGGAGUUGGCCAAGAAGUGCAGCAUCACAGUAUCCCAGGGGGUGGGAAGCACCAUCACAGUAUCACAGGUAUCCAACUGGUUCGGCAACAAGAGAAUCCGGUACAAGAAGAACAUAGGCAAGUUCCAGGAAGAAGCUAACCUGUACGCUGCUAAGACUGCAGUAACAGCAGCGCAUGCAGUGGCCGCCGCAGUGCAGAACAGCCAGACCAACUCCCCUACCACACCCAACUCCGGAUUCCAGAUGAAAGAUGAAGAAUUUCAGCUGGACUCUGCAGAGAGCAAAAACACUCUUUUAACCAACAUGUUUACUGGUUCUUCAGGUUCUUUUAACCUCCCAAACUCUGGGGACAUGUUCUUGAGCAUGCAGUCUCUGAAUGGGGAUUCUUACCAAGGGGCACAAGUCGGAGUCAAUGUGCAGUCACAGGUGGAUACCCUGCGCCAUGUUAUCAGUCAGACGGCAGGAUACAGUGAAGCUCUGGGGGGGAACACUAUGUACAGCCCAAAUGGCUUGAAUGCUAAUGGGGGAUGGCACGAUGCAAUGACUCCAUCUUCUGUAAUCUCCCCGACAGAAGGACCUGGAAGUGUGCACUCUGAUACCUCGAAUUGAUCUGUUAUCGAUGCAUCUGAUCCCCAAGCUGUAGAGCGUGAACUUUCAAUGACUGACCAACCAGAGAGGAUAAACAAAACUUUUUUUCAGAACUAAUUGUCUGCUACAUCUACCAGAGUCCUCAACCCCCCUCACAAUGAUGUUCUACAAUAUGGACACCUGAUGUUUUCUUGGUAGUUCAGUGAAGUCUUCGCUCAAACUCCAUCAGUCUCAUGAUUAUAUUUCACCAUUUCUCUAUUUUAUGUCUGUCAUUUGAAGGGGUAAGCACAUACAUGUACCAAUCAAACAAGGCCCAGAUGUUUAUUGCGCAACAUUCAUUUCAAUUGACAAUUGAUUUAAGAAGUGAUGUUCCCCAAGCUGAAUUUCUUCCUAAGUGGAUGGCAUUUGGUGUUGUCAUAUGCAUUCUAAAAUGUUUUGGUUUUGAAAUGCAAUAUAUAUCAUUUUUGUUUUGUUUUAGAUCAGCUAAUUCCCUUGGUAUCUUACCUACUGUAUAUUGACUAACAAAGUAGCAGUUCCAUCACUGAAUGCAAGGAGUGCAGCAAAUAAGAAAUGCUACUGUUGUAAACUCACUGGCAGCUUGGAAGAGUUGCUUUCAGUAUUAGUUUUGCCUUAUAACCACCAGGUUGACAUGCAGUCCUUUCGUUGACAUGCAGUCCUUUCAUUGACAAGACUAAUGGGAUAACACUGUAUUUUGGGAAAAAAUCUUCAAGCAUAGAAAAUUACAACUUUAAAUAGGUUAACAUUCUGUGUGAGGUGAAAGUCAUGUGAUAUUCAAAUGUUAUUUUGGGCUAUUGGUUGAAAUAGUCAUGGGUCUAACAGUAAAUCCAACCAGUUAUAGCACUUCCUUUUGGCAUGUGGCAAGAUACCAGUCACACAAAAUAUGUUGUAUAUAAUAUAGCUUAAGAGUAUUUAUACAUCCCACCAAUCAAUACACAGCUUUAUUACCUCAUUCAAACUCAUAGAAACCAAUAGAUUUUCAACAUUUCUAUAGCUUAGAGUGCUCACUUACUACCUCUAAACAAUAUCACCACCAUAGUUUUUGUCUUUUUAUUUAACAUUUUUAUUUAGUGGUUUUGAUUACAUCUUGUAAUAAACUCUUUGUUUUUGUUCAUGUAAUCUAAUGUAUAUUUUAAUCUUAAAAAAAGAAUGUUGCUUUAUUGCAACUUCAAAAAGACAAAAACAAGAAAAUGUAUGAUGUUAACAACAAUAAUAUUAAUACUAAGAAUAAUGAGAAAAAAAGUCAUUUUUAAAAUAAGAGGGAGAGGUGCAAAAUUGUUAAUUGGUGGAUUUUGAGGGAGGGGCUAGGAGAAUGUUGGUCAUAAAUUAACACCAAACAGUAAAACUGUUGUAAAUACUGAAGAACAUUUUGAAUGUUGCUCAUCUUGUUACUAAUUCACACAAAAAAUAAUUAUUAAAAACUGUAAUACAUAGAGGUUUCAGUUUUCAGAACUGUACAUUUCAAGCUCUGUUUGACAGGGUUCAAACUUUCUUUCUCUUUUUUGUAUUGUAUGUGAUUCUGAAACUGAUAAAGUCAUGGAAAAUGAUUUGUGGCAGUGAUUCUAACGUAUUAAAAAUGUUUAGUGUUUCUUUCUAACCCGACUACACCCUGGACUGAAAAGUCUUCCUUGUGGUAGUUCUGUGUAAUUUCAAACAUGAAUAAACGUUUUGCUUUAAAAAUUGAAA
Oncorhynchus mykiss (rainbow trout) is the source of this 4326-nucleotide messenger RNA. NCBI's taxonomy places the organism in Eukaryota, Metazoa, Chordata, Actinopteri, Salmoniformes, Salmonidae. The record is from RefSeq and is a predicted model, not a curated record.